Molecule: messenger RNA, 3820 nt
Organism: Syngnathus acus (greater pipefish)
Lineage: Eukaryota; Metazoa; Chordata; Actinopteri; Syngnathiformes; Syngnathidae
Product: synaptic vesicle glycoprotein 2A-like
Exons: 13
Coding region: 148-2355 (735 amino acids)
Biological process (GO): chemical synaptic transmission; transmembrane transport
Cellular component (GO): membrane
Molecular function (GO): transmembrane transporter activity
Source: RefSeq, a predicted model, not a curated record
CAUCAUCAUCAUCAUCACCACCACCACAGCAGAAGCCUCCUCCUUCUUCCUCCUCCUCAUCAUCAGCAGCACCACCACAUCAUCCUCUGAAGCCCGAGAGGCGCGUCGGUGAACUUUUGCCACCAAAGCCAAGCGUCCCCUCACAAAAUGGAGGACGGCUACCAGAACCGGACGGCCUUCAUCAAAGGCGCCAAAGACAUCGCCAAGGAAGUCAAGCGUCAGGCCUCCAAGAAGGUGGCCCGCAGCGUGGACCGCGUCAACGACGAGUACAGCCGCCGCUCCUACAGCCGCUUCGAGGAAGACGAGGAUGACGACUAUCCGGCGCAGGACGGCGGCGGCGGCGGCUACUACCGCGGCGACAGCCAGGCAGCCAACGAAGACGAUGAGGGCGGACACAGCGACUCCACAGAGGGUCACGACGAGGACGACGAGAUCUACGAGGGCGAGUACCAGGGCAUCCCCCGGGCCGAAUCGGGCAAGGGCAGCCUGGCCGGCGGGCCCGGCUCGGUUCCGCAGCAGUUCCGGGACGUGGCGGCUUCCGAAGCGGAGAGGCGUAAAGACCAGGAGGAGCUGGCGCAGCAGUACGAGAGCAUCCUGCAGGAGUGCGGCCACGGAAAGUUCCAGUGGACGCUCUACUUUGUGCUGGGCUUGGCGCUCAUGGCCGACGGCGUGGAGAUCUUCGUGGUGGGCUUUGUCCUGCCCAGCGCCGAGAAGGACAUGUGUCUGUCCGAGCCCAACAAGAGCAUGUUGGGUCUGAUUGUCUAUUUCGGGAUGAUGGUGGGGGCGUUCCUGUGGGGCGCCUUGGCCGACCGGAUCGGUCGCCGUCAGUCUCUUCUCAUCUCGUUGUCCAUCAACAGCAUCUUCUCCUUCUUCUCGUCCUUCGUGCAGGGAUACAGCACCUUCCUCUUCUGCAGGCUCCUCUCGGGCGUCGGGAUCGGAGGCUCCAUUCCCAUCGUCUUCUCCUACUACUCGGAGUUUCUGUCCCAGGAGAAGCGAGGCGAGCACCUCAGCUGGCUCUGCAUGUUCUGGAUGAUCGGCGGCAUCUACGCCUCGGCCAUGGCCUGGGCCAUCAUUCCGCAUUACGGAUGGAGCUUCCAGAUGGGUUCGGCCUACCAGUUCCACAGUUGGCGUGUUUUCGUGCUGGUGUGCGCUUUCCCCUCGGUCGCCGCCAUCGCCGCUCUUAGUGCCAUGCCAGAGAGUCCGCGCUUCUACUUGGAGAACGGCAAACACGACGAAGGCUGGAUGAUCCUCAAGCAAGUCCACGACACCAACAUGCGAGCUAAAGGACACCCGGAGAAAGUCUUUACCGUGACCACCAUCAAGACAGUGAAGCAGAUGGACGAGCUGGCGGAAGGUGGCACCGACACGCCUGUCUGGCAGCGCUACCGCCUCAAAAUUAUGAGCCUCUCCCAACAGAUCCGCAAUAACAUCGUUGCCUGCUUCAGCCCGGAAUACAAGCGGACCACUUUUAUGCUCAUGGCUGUUUGGUUCAGCAUGUCGUUCAGCUACUACGGCCUGACCGUGUGGUUCCCGGACAUGAUCAAGUACAUCCAGAAGCAGGAAUACGAUUCGCGCACCAAGACCUUCAGCAAGGAACGUGUGGAGCAUGUCACCUUCAACUUCACGUUGGAGAACCAGGUGCACCGCCAAGGCUAUUACUUCAACGACAAGUUCCUCAACCUAAAGAUGAAAUCGAUGGUGUUUGAGGACUCCGUGUUUGAGGAGUGCUAUUUUGAAGACAUCACGUCCACGCACACGGUCUUCCGUAACUGCACCUUCAUCGCCAGCUUGUUUUACAACACGGAUUUGUUCAAGUACAGGCUUGUGGAUUCCAAAUUGGUGAACAGCACCUUCCUACACAACAAGGAAGGCUGCAUGCUGGAUUUCAGCGACGACUUCAACAACGCCUACAUGAUCUACUUCGUCAACUUCCUGGGAACGCUGGCCGUUUUGCCCGGCAAUAUCGUGUCGGCUCUGCUCAUGGACAAAAUUGGUCGUUUGCGGAUGCUGGCGGGGUCCAGCGUCAUUUCGUGCGUCAGCUGUUUCUUCCUGAUGUUCGGCAACAGCGAGUCGGGCAUGAUCGCCCUCCUGUGUCUUUUCGGUGGGAUUAGCAUCGCCUCCUGGAACGCCCUGGAUGUCAUCACCGUUGAGCUGUACCCAUCUGAUAAAAGGACCACGGCGUUUGGAUUCUUGAAUGCUUUGUGCAAGCUGGCGGCUGUACUGGGCAUCAGCAUCUUCCAGUCCUUUGUCGGCAUCACCAAAGCCAUGCCUAUUCUGUUUGCCGCCGGCGCACUGGCCGCAGGGAGCUUCCUCGCCACAAAGUUGCCCGAAACCCGGGGUCAGGUGCUGCAGUAGUAACCGAUGGCAUCAGCGAGGUGAGCGGGCCAGCACCCGGACGAGGCAGUGCGGGGCGGAGUGCCAGCGCCGCCUCUUACAAACACCGCAUUGCCAUUUUUUCGAAAGCCCUAGAAUGCACCUCAAUGUGGAUGACAUCAUCUUAUUUGGGGGGGAUUAGUUUCGACCUUAGGGGACUCCCCAUUUGUUUUAUGGUGCAGGUGAGUGUUUUGCAUGUGUUAUGAGUGAGGGAAAACUUGCGUCAUUCCAUAAUUCUUUUUUAACUAGGAAUUAUAGCCGAUUGGUUCUGAAAAGCAGAAUGUACAGAGAGUAGGCAGAGUUUACAUAAUUUAAAAAAAGAACACACAUCAUCACACCAACUCCUAUGAAUGCUUUCAUUCAGCAUUUUAAAGCGGCUGACUUGCCUGAAACCAUUACCUCAAUCCAAAAUGGCCGAUUUUGCAUCCCAAUAUAUGUCACCGAUUGACAUGGAAUUUGGCUGGUGUGUCUAUCAUAACAAGAGCCACAAAAAAUCUCAAGGACCCUUGCCCGAAUUUGAACAUUUUUGUUUGAAGCGGCCAUUUUGAGGCAAAUUCUUGCAACUAAAUUCUUCAAUGUCCUCACUUAUGUUCUGCUUAUUUCUCAUAGACAUUCAUGCUAAUCAUAAGCACAAACUGGGCCAAAAGAAGCAUUAGUGCAUGAGUGAUGAAAACAUGAAUAAGGCACAAAAUAUUUCAUGUAAAUUCAGAAUUAUAAUUUCCCCGAUGGUUAACAUCCAGUUUGUGUGCGGACAAUCAACGACUGAGGAUUUAAUUUUGUGUGCAUCCAUGACAUUUUCCCCGAAAGAAAAGUGUGUUUGUGUAUGAGAACAGCGAGCUUUAAAGUAAAAACACUGAACAAAAAACACCCAGUUCUGCCUAAAUUGUCUAAAGAUGUGCAAAAAUAACCGUGCACAUAAAAUAUUUGACUGUUAGCAAUCCAGGCUAACCGUUUCAUUUCCAAGCUUAGCUAACAACUUAAAUUUGAAAAUUUCCGGCCCUCAAAAUCCCCUUACGUCCACUUUUGCAAGAAAUAAGUUCAUGUGCAAAAAUAAUAUUCCACAACUAUAUUUUGAGUUUCAGAGAGAGAAGAGGGGGAACUCCACCUCACAUUAUAUGCUGUUUAAUGUAGUAGACCCGGGUGCUCUUUUUGCAAGUAGAUUUUUUUUUAGAUGAAUUUAGGGGAAAAAAAGAGGCUUAAAAAAAUGGGCGACUCAAUUCGCCGAAUGAUCGUGGCGCAUGUUUGUAUCGUGUUGUCUGACUUUUUGGGAUGUCUUUUGUGUGCCGGCCGUUUGUGUCUUUAAAAACGCGACGAGUAGCGUUUUAUUUCAUUUGAUAUAUUUUUUUUCCCCAUUGUUCGCCGAUGAUUGCGAUGACAUCGGUCUGUUGCUUGCAGUUAUUGUUCUUGAUCAAAGUGGGAUUUUUUUUUACAUUGGUGAAACGUAUGU